AGUCUGGCUUACCUUGUUGGCUUCUGUGGGGGUGGUGCUGCUGAUGCCGUUUUGGCUUUGUUCACCUUUGCCACCAUAUAUCUACGCUUCACUUCCCUGCAUCACUCACUUCACGUUCUCUCUCUCUCUCUCAUUGGCAUCUCUCUCUGCAUCGGCCAUGGCGUCCAUCAUCGAAUCUGGUUGGCAGUACUUGAUCACUAAUUUCAGCGACUUUCAACUGGCGUGUUUGGGAAGUUUCUUCCUACAUGAAAGUGUUUUCUUCUUAUCUGGACUUCCUUUUAUUUGGCUUGAGAGGGCAGGAUGGAUGAGCAAGUACAAGAUCCAGGCAAAGAAUAAUAGCUCUGCAGCUCAGGAAAAAUGUAUUGUUCGCCUGUUGAUUUAUCAUUUUGGUGUCAACCUACCUGUUAUGCUUUUAUCAUACCCUGUCUUCAAGCACAUGGGCAUGCGGAGCAGUCUUCCCCUGCCAUCCUGGAAUAUAGUUCUAACUCAAAUAAUCUUUUACUUCAUUUUGGAAGACUUCAUAUUCUACUGGGGACAUAGGAUAUUGCACACAAAAUGGUUAUACAAGCAUGUACACAGUGUACAUCAUGAGUAUGCUACCCCGUUUGGACUUACUUCUGAAUAUGCUCAUCCUGCUGAAAUUCUUUUCCUUGGGUUUGCUACCAUUUUUGGCCCGGCCAUUACUGGGCCCCACUUGAUGACUCUUUGGCUAUGGAUGGUUCUGAGAGUCCUAGAGACAGUUGAAGCACAUAGCGGUUACCAUUUUCCGUGGAGUCCAUCAAACUUCUUUCCAUUAUAUGGGGGAGCUGAUUUCCAUGACUAUCAUCACCGUUUACUGUACACCAAGUCUGGAAAUUACUCGUCAACCUUCACUUACAUGGACCGGAUAUUUGGAACUGAUGUAGGCUAUAGAAAGUUGAAAGCAUUGAAGAACACAGGAGUUGAAGACAUUAGCAAGAAAAGAAACAAUUAGAACAAAUUAUUGGGAAUAUCCAGAAUGAUUGGAAAGUUGAUUUUGAACUUAAGGGCAAAUGUUCGUCCUAUCAUCGCCUUUAUGUGUUCUUGUGUAUUUGGUUGUAGCUAGUCUUAUUGACAAACUGCUGAUGGCUUUUUGUGGACAUUUAUGCCCUGUUAUUAAAAAAAAUUGAGACUUUGUAAGUUUUGUGGUUUCAAUUUUGGGAUAGUUCCCUUACUCA
Molecule: messenger RNA, 1196 nt
Organism: Lotus japonicus
Lineage: Eukaryota; Viridiplantae; Streptophyta; Magnoliopsida; Fabales; Fabaceae
Product: methylsterol monooxygenase 2-2-like
Exons: 7
Coding region: 44-973 (309 amino acids)
Biological process (GO): sterol biosynthetic process; 4-alpha-methyl-delta7-sterol oxidation
Molecular function (GO): iron ion binding; C-4 methylsterol oxidase activity
Source: RefSeq, a predicted model, not a curated record